Messenger RNA from Stegastes partitus (bicolor damselfish), 5487 nucleotides. RefSeq names its product FH2 domain-containing protein 1-like. Bases 290 to 3865 code for a protein of 1191 amino acids. The record is from RefSeq and is a predicted model, not a curated record. The transcript is spliced from 14 exons. Lineage: Eukaryota; Metazoa; Chordata; Actinopteri; Pomacentridae.
UCAGCGCGCGCUGCCGGUGGAUGUCGGCGGGAGUCGGUUCGUGGUUCUUCUGUGAAUCUGCCGGUUUUUAUCGGGACUCUGGCUGCGGAGCGGCUGCGACGGCGGGACCCGGUCUGCGCUCUCAGCUGACCGACACAACUCACCUUUGACUCCUCGUGUCCGCCAAAGUUCUGAACACGAUGGCCAGUCUUUUUCUUCGUCGUCAUGACAACAGUCGCCAUGGUCGCCCGUCACCUUGGUGACCUUCCAGUCAUCCAGUCCUCUCUGCUCCGUCCAAUCAGCUGCGGGGAUGCACGUGAUGGGCAGCGUCUCCCCGGCCAAUGAGAGCGAGGGUUUGUCCUUCCAGGAGGAGGAUGUAGCCGUUGCCGUGCCGAUGUCUCCUCCUCCACCUCCUUCCCGGUUUUCAGACAUCGAAGGUGUCGAGACGAGAUUACCUGACCCUCCUCCUCCCCCUCCUCCUCCUGUUGCUCCGCCCCCUCUCCUUGCCCCACCCCCUCCACCUCCCCUGCCACCCCUCCUUCCAGGGCUGGGAGACCCUGUGGUCGGCCUGAGGAGGAAGAGGAGGGUGAGGAGCUUCUUCUGGAAACCCAUCCCUGAGGAGCAGGUGAGGGGGCGGGCCAACCUGUGGACUCAGGGCCCAGCGCAGCAGCAGAUCGACGUCCGCACCAUCGAGGAGCUGUUUGGCCAUAACGACAGCCAAUGGGACGCCUCGGCCACGCCCAGCAGGGCCGGGAGGAGCAGGGGCUCCUUCAGAGACGCCAGAGAGGAGCUCUCCAUUCUGGACUCCAAGCGAGGGAUGAACGUUGGCAUUUUCCUCAAACAGUUCAAGAGGUCCAAUCACAGCAUAGUAGAUGAUAUUCGUCAUGGCAACAGCAAGGCGUUUGGGGCGGAGCCUCUUAGAGAGCUGCUGAAGCUGCUGCCGGAGAGCGAAGAGGUGAAGAAGCUGAAGACCUACAGAGGCGACGUCUCUAAGCUCCCAUUGGCUGAUUCCUUCCUGUACCUGCUGGUUGAGUUGCCCAGACAGUUUCCCUCCUUCAUGGUUCUGAUAUUUAGAGGUGUGCAAGAGGCAGAGCUGCUGAGCUGUGAGCAGCUUCAUGCUGUUCUUCAUCUGGUGCUGCAGGCCGGGAACAUCCUGAACGCUGGAGGUUACGCAGGAAACGCUGUGGGCUUCAAGCUGUCGUCGCUUCUGUCUCUGGCCGACACCAAGGCCAACAAACCGGGAAUGAACCUGCUGCACUUUGUGGCUCUGGAAGCUCAGAAAACAGACAAGAAUCUGUUGGAGUUUCCUCUCAGGUUGGGUCACGUCCAGGCUGCAGCCAGGAUCUCCGUGGAAACGCUGGACGCUGACCUGCAGUGGCUGACAUCUCGCACACGCUCAGUAGAGGAGAGCGUCCAGAGAGACACGGAGCUGCUGCAGCAGCUGGAUGACUUCCUGCAGGACGCCACGUCGUGUCUGUGCUCGCUGCGCGGCGGCAGACAGCAGCUGGAGAAGGAAAGCAGCGAGCUGCUGGACUUCUUCUGUGAGGACAGAAGCUCGUUCAGGAUGGACGACUGCUUCAGCAUCUUCUACACCUUCUGCUGCAGGUUCACCAAGGCUGUGCAGGAUAACGUGGAGCGCGAGGCGAAGGAGGCGGCUCGGCGGCGGCGCAUUCAGGAGAUGGAGGAGCAGAAGAGGCACUCGUGGGCCGGCGGCGAGGAGGUGGGCGGAGCCUUCGGGCUGCGCUGCAGCAGCGAGACGGACAUGUCGGCCGCCGUGUCCCGGCAGAACGACGCAGGGCUGCUGAUGGAGCUCCUGAAGCCGAAGCCCCGCCCCCGCUCACCCCUCAACACCUCCCACGCAGGGAGCUUACGGCGGUCCAGGAACUCUCCAUCCAGCUCGCCAUCCGCCGCUGCUGGGCUUGAACUGAGCAUGCUCCUGGAAAUGGCUACUGUUGACCACAAAGUCGGCCAGCAGAGAGGAAGAGGAGACACCAGGACAGUUUUCCCGCCAGCCUCACCUGAACCUAAAAGAAGUCCUGGACCCUCUCCUCCCAGUGUCUCAGCGUUCAGCCAGGUUUCACCACAAACUCCACUUCAGAACCCCUCCAGCAGUCCAGGAACCACAGACCAUGCAACCGCUUACCUCCAACGCUACGACGCUGCACAGACUCAGACUGAGACCUGGCAUCCCACCGAUGCAGCUACAGACACACCUACCUCCGACCAAAACCAGCAGUCUGACCGCAGCGACACUGACGGUGCACUUUGUGGCAGUUUGAGCAGCCAGGCGACGCCUCCACGCUGUCAGACUCUCUCUGCUUUAAACAGAGAAACAGCUGGAACAAGCACAACUGAUCAGGUCAUGAGUCACGAUGAGACGCUCCUACGCAGCGCUGCUGCGACACAAAACAUGUCCGUGGUUCUGGAGAAAUGCAUGCUGGUUCCUGAGCUCAGAGUGUUUGAGGAUUCUGCCGCCACGACCAGCUGCAGUCAUCACCAAGGCGACACGGGAUCCACAGAUCCACAGAAUAUCUCCCCACAGACUGACGAUGGAGAGAAAUCUGCUCGGACAAAGUCUUCCUCGUCACAGAGGGAGGAAGACGAGGAAAAGGUGGUUGUUUGGUGUGUGACGGGCGUCUGUGAGGCGGCCGCCGACAUGCACAGCACUCCAGCGGACAAAGAGCCAAGUACAAACCAGAGAGAACAGCUUGUUUCCUGUGCCACAGCCAAUCACAUGCUUUCAGAACCUCGGCCAGCCAAUGAGAAGCCAGUGCCUGUACCCAUUAGCAGCCAACCAGCGCCUGCCUCCCGCUGUGACGACGUGUCGCUCCCUGCUUCUUCCUCCAGGUGGUGCCCAGCAGAGCCGGCGCCGGCCGCUGCAGCCCCCACUGAGAAAGAUAACAAACCAGCCAAUCGGGGGGAAGAAGCAAAGGGCUCCACCAAUCAGCAGAGCCAUGUCCCAGAUAACGCAAGCAAAAACAAGAUGGCUCCCAUUCAGUCGUCCAAUAAAAAUACAAGAACAGCUUCCUCCACCAAGAACCACUUGACUUCUCAACCUCGACCCACGACCCCAAGCAGCGGCUCUGCAGCGAGCAGGUCUGUCCGCCCCCCCACCGACUCCGAGAAGCAGGGCAUGAGGCGGGUGGUGCCCAUCUCCAGAACCAGCCGAGGCACUCCGUCGCUGGUCAGACGUCCUGAGAACUCUGAUGUCCACAGCCGGGGCUCUGCACAUUCCGCCAGUCUCAGCAGAGCCUCGGUCCGACGUGGAGAAAGGCCCGCGACAGCGCCGUCAUCCCGACGAUCCAGCGUCAACAAGGCGCCGGACCCCAAAGAGUCCAAGGACCAGAGGGUUUCAGGCACUCUGGCAGCCGGCCGAGAGCAGUACCAGGACUUGCAAAGUAGGCCGUCCAUCCGAAAGCCACCAAUGAAAGCCAAGCCGGAGCCAGAGGAGAAGAUGUGUCGGUCCACGCUGCGAGCGCUCGCUCUCGGUGGAGGCAGCGUCAGUGCUCCUGUUACUCCUCUGCACAAAGCCUCCACCCCAACAUCCUCACUGCUGCCAGGCUUCGCCCGGAGCACCGCCUCGUCUUCCUUCAGACGGACCAGCACCACCCUUGCUCCCGCUGCUACUUUCCGGUUUCCCCACGCUGCCUCCAACUCCUCUCCUAAAUCCUCCCCAAAGACCUCCACCUCCUCGACUUUCACCCGAACAGGCUCUCUGAGAGUCGCCUCCUCCAGACCUUUGGAUCUCCUCACGCCGUCCGCCUCGUCCCCGCUGAGGAGCGUCUACUCAUCUCCUCGCAACGGACGCGAAGACAGCAGCAGCUUCUCCGACAAAUCCACGCAUUCGAGGGAGUCAGGUAAAACCACCCGGCCCAGCUGGAGAUAGCAGGAGGCUGAGGCUGCAGUCCGUCUCAAAGUGUUGCAGCAACUCCUUCGUCUUCUUCUGUCACUUUCCAAAAUAAAGAAAAUCAUCAAGUGUAGUUGGAGAGGAAGGACGUUAACCUCAGUAUGAAACACAGACAUGGUUGUUUGAGGUCAAGAGUCUGAGCAGUGGUUCUCCACUGGAAGCCAGCGGUGUGCUCCCUCUGCUGGAGGAGAUGCUGCCUCAUGAAGGCUUUGUUUGAUCAGACCAUCGAGCUGAAGAGCAGCUGCCAAGUUCUCAUAUCGAGUCCCACGCUGAUGCCUUUUUCUGAGAAGACUCACUUCAAGUUCAUUAAAGUUCUUAAAAUCAAUCCAGUUUAUCUUUUGACAACUGAAUACUUCUGAGUUAAGGAGGAACUGGACACCUGCUGAACCUGGUUCAGGUCUGGACUAGAAGGAACCGUCUGGAUGGGCGGUUCAGAGUCUUCAUCACGAUGCUGAAUUAUCCUGCUAUGCAUUGACACGACCACAGCGGAAAUAUUCUUCUUCCAACAUUAAACAUGAUAGAAACGCUGUCGUGUGCUCAGGAAAGGUCUCGAACAAACUCUCAUCUUUUCUCUGAACCAUAAAACCAGCAGCAGGUUUCAAACAGACUGAUUCCACUCAUCAGCCAGAACCUGGAAGAGCAGAAAGAAUCCUCAGAUUUCCAGCGUUCUGAUGGUCCUUGAACUACUCAUGUGUGACUUUUGGUUUGAUUUGGAAAAUUAACCAAAUCUGAGCUUCGUGAGGUUCUGCAAGCCUCGUUUAUAAAAUGUUUGCUCUGAGCAGAUUGUGUAGAGAAACAAAGUUCUGCCCUGGUUCUGACUGAUUCUCCGUCAGAGGGAGGCAGCGGUUCCACAGCAGACGAUCAUUUCAUACAGAACCAACCAAAUCUGAUCAAAGUUUCCCCAGAAGCUCCUCAGAACACCUGGUUCUGUACCUACAGGAGCUUUAUUUAUCUGGGAGUAUUCCAGAGCUCCAGGCCCUUGAAGUCCAUAGAGGAGGGUCCAGAUUUGUCCCGUUUUAUUAGUUUGGACAAAUCCCAUUGAGCACAUUCAGUCCUGGAGGUUCCACGUGUUCGUCUCCUUCACUGAUGACCUGCAGUGAAAAUGAGCCACAGUGAGUCCAGAUGAAGCUGUUUGGCUUCAGACGGUGAAGCUGAGACGUUCAGGAACACGUGAGUCCGCUGAACAGUUCAGUCGCCUGGUUUCAGGUCCAGGUUCUGCUGUUGGUUUCCAGGAAUCUGUAACAUUCUGAGAUAUCUGCACAGUUUAGUGUAUUUGCUCCACAGGCUGGUGACGAACUGCAAUCAGGAAUAAUUAAACAUCAGUACACUCGUGUUUUUAUAUUCAUCUUCAAUGUCUUUUUGAUUCUUGUUGUGCUCCUUUAACUUCACUGACCGAGCUGAAGGAUCUCCGUGAAUCAGGUCUGAUUAAAAUAGAAGUGAUGUUAUUAAUUAUUGUGAUUGUUAAAGCUGAUUAAUCUGUGACGAUGAGACGGUGGAAGUGUCUCUGAUUCAAAGCCAGCGUGUCUGAAGGACGUCCACCUGGUUUCCUGUUUAACCCAACAUGUGUCUGAGCCGACGAAUAAAGUGACGUCUGCAGUUUA